Molecule: messenger RNA, 3207 nt
Organism: Zea mays
Lineage: Eukaryota; Viridiplantae; Streptophyta; Magnoliopsida; Poales; Poaceae
Product: putative CRAL/TRIO domain containing, Sec14p-like phosphatidylinositol transfer family protein
Exons: 14
Coding region: 413-2569 (718 amino acids)
Source: RefSeq, a predicted model, not a curated record
AGAGAGGGGCAGAGACAGCAAGGGAACAGGGAAGGGAGAGAGAGAGGAACAGCUCCGAGCUCUCGCCUCUGCCCUAGCUGCCAAGGUUCUUGAUUGAUUCCAAUCCAAAACAAAAAUCUGAGUUCUCUCAUCCUCUCUCCUGUCCCAACUCCCAAGAGUGAUUACUGUUUUUUGUUUCGUGGAUGCGAUCUGUUUUACGCGACGAUCUGCUUCGCUGUUCGCGUGUUCGUUAACGGCGGGCGCCGACGGAUUGGAGCUGUCAUUGUCAGGCUUCAUCUUUCGGUUUUAAUUCUCCCAGGAGAAGUUCCUGGGCUGGGAGUAAAUGAGCGGCGCCCUCCCCUGUCGAUACAUGCCGUUUCUCUGGGUGGAAUUUAUGGCUGCUCGGACGCCACGCUGCUUUUAGUAGUAACCAAUGCAGGUUCCUCUUCUUCCACAGGGCCUGGCUGUGGCUGGAAGCUGCAAUUUUUUUUUUGGCAACGAGAUUUGGUCCCUCGCCAGUUUCCACCCUCUGUUUCUUCCUGCUCAGAUCUGUCCGUGUCGCAGGACUCGCACUCCUGCCCGCCAGCUCCUUUUCUUUAAUGGUUGCUGCAGCGAACUGAUCGUUCGUGGUAUUUCUUUUCUCCCGCAGACAGUGGCGGUAGAAGAUUGGGUGCGGGAGCGCGACGUCUCAGCUGGGCUAUCCAGGAAUCCAGAAUUUACUUCGGUGGCGAGGAUGUCUGUGAGCCAUGCGCAGGACAUUGAAAUAUCGCUGUGCGACGGCAACUCGGAGGACGAGCGGCGGCGGCGCAAGAUCGGCUCGCUGCGGCGGAAGGCCAUCCACGCGCUCAAGAAGCGAGGGAGGCGUCGCGUCGACUCCCGCUUCCCGCCGCCGGCCAUUUCCAUCGAGGACGUCCGCGACGCGGAGGAGGAGCGCGCUGUCGCCUCCUUCCGGGAGCGGCUCGCGGCGCACGGCCUCCUCCCCGAGAAGCACGAUGACUACCACAUGAUGCUAAGGUUCCUCAAGGCCAGAAAGUUCGAAGCCGAGAAGGCAAUGCAGAUGUGGUCAGAGAUGCUGAAAUGGAGGAAAGAGUUCGGAACUGACACCAUCCUUGAGGAUUUUGAUUUUGAGGAACUGGAUGAUGUGCUACGCUACUACCCUCAGGGCUACCAUGGUGUUGACCGCCAAGGCCGGCCGGUGUACAUUGAGAGGCUAGGGAAGGUGGAUCCGAACAACCUUAUGCAGAUCACGUCAGUGGAUCGCUACAUCAAGUACCAUGUCCAGGAGUUUGAGAGGGCCUUCAGGGAGAGGUUCCCUGCCUGCACAUUAGCUGCUAAGAGGCACAUUGACUCCACCACUACCAUCUUGGACGUCCAGGGUGUGGGGUUUAAGAAUUUCUCCAGGACUGCUAGAGAACUUGUAAACCGAAUGCAGAAGAUUGAUAGCGAUUAUUAUCCUGAGACACUCCACCAAAUGUUUGUUGUGAACGCUGGCAGUGGAUUCAAGUGGAUCUGGAACAGUGUGAAGGGCUUCCUUGACCCAAAAACUUCAUCCAAGAUUCAUGUGCUCGGUUCGAACUACCAGAGUAGGCUUCUUGAAGUAAUAGAUUCGAGUGAGUUGCCAGAAUUCCUUGGUGGUUCAUGCACAUGUAGUGACAAGGGUGGUUGCCUUGGAUCGAACAAAGGGCCAUGGAAUGAUCCUUAUAUAUUGAAGCUGAUCCACAAUUUGGAAGCUGGAUGCAUGAGGGAAACCACCAAACCCGUUUCUGAGGGCGGAGAAAGAAGCAGCUCUUCCUUUCGGUUGGAACAGAUGAAAUGGCAGGGCAUGUUAAGCGAUACAUCAAAUGCUGAAUCAGGAUCCGAUGUUGAUGAUUUUGGUCCAUCAUUUGUUCAUAAAGUUUCAGGCUAUGGUUGCUUGACUCCGGUUCGUGAGGAGGUAAAGGGCACAGAUUGUGCAACAUACUUGAGCUGCGAUGAUCAAAGUCACCCGGAUAUGGUUCCUGAAUUUUACCAUGGAGUGCAACGGACUACUGAAAUGGUGCAGAAACAAAUGGCUGAUUUCAGGCAAUAUUCCACCAACAGAAGGCCUCGUGAAUUAGGGAACGGCUCUCUUAAUGCCAAUGGUACAGCAGCUGCUCAGAGGGGCUGGGAAGACGUGGCGAAGCUAGUAGUCACAGCCUUGAUCAAGCUCUUCUCCUUCAUCCGGCUGUUCCUUUCCAGAGCCGCCGAGAGUAGGCUAGAGAAGGUCCGUCGCACUGCCCCACCACCAGCAGCAGAGAAGCCAAAGCCGCCCCGAGCCGUCAGCGAAGAAGAGGUGCGCGCCUGCCUGCAGCGCCUGGACAGUCUCGAGUCGCUGUGCGGCCACCUUGCCACCAGGCCUGCGCAGAUCCCGGAGGACAAAGAGCGCGUUCUGCUGAGCUCGUUCGAGCGGAUCCGGUCUGUUGAGGCUGACCUCGAGAGGACCAAAAGAGUGCUGAACGCGACCGUGGCGAAGCAGAAGGCGCUGGUGGAGGAGGUGGCUCUGGAGUCUGUGCAGGAGCUGCCUAGAGCCAAGGUGGUUUUGAUCGAUGGGAUGUUAGCGGCUGGGCGAUGACACGCACGCGUCCGACUGACGUCGUCUCGGCACACCAUGCUUGCACGCUGCAUCACCAUCCGGAUCGGAGCAGGCAGCAGAGGUUAGUGUCAGGAAGGAGGAGUAGGUUAUAUUAUCAUCUCGGGCCCCGAUCGAGUGAGUGGCACGUAAUGCGCUACUACUAUUAUGUUUAUGUUAUCCUCCUGAGGUGGUCUCUCUGAGGAUAUGCAUGCAUGUCUCCAUGGGUAGGGUACGGGCGACGACGACUGUGAUUCUUUGCUUCCACCUCCUGCCCUCCGUGCCGGGCUGGCGGACGAGACGACAACGACACGCCCGCCAUCCCGACCGACCGAGGAGGCUUAUCUCCCCGCAGACUACAGUGCAAGCCCAUCCCUUCCCCUACCCGACGACGCGCCAAUCAUGGCCUCGCCGCCGGCCGCCACUCUCCGUCACUCAUGGAUCGACACCUAACCGCCUCGGUCACUCAUGGAUGAUCGACACCUAAUAUAACCGCCUCGGUCCAUGCAUGGACGACGCUGUCGUCGUCAAUUUUAGUUACAGCUGCACGCAUGAUGUUGCAUUGCAUUCCAGUUGUUGCAGUACAUCGCCGGAUGUUCAACUCAACACACACAGUGCAAGUACAAAAAAAAAAAGAACAA